AUGUCUAUUCCGCCCCCUAAAUCUACCGCAAACAAUAAUGCUUUCGAUGAUCUGGAUGACGAUGGGUGGCAGGAUAUGCCGAUAAUUCGUGCGAGCGAUAAUACUCUGGGCUUGGAUGAAGAGGACGCAAAGAGAUAUCACUAUGUCGAACCGAAGAAAAGGCUCGGAGACGAUACUCACGGUGGUAAUGCAACGGGAAAUCUUAUUGACUACGACGACAGAGGCAACGAGUGGAGAUCCAAACUUGACCAGAACGAGGACGAUUACACUCGCCUGAAGCUAGAUGACGACGAUGAAGCUGACGAAGUUCAUCUCCGGACGCGAUAUCUAUUCGAUGAAGACAAAGCCAUGACUCCACUUAGCCAAAUGCAAGCCACCAAGGAUUUACUUACCGAGGCUCAGCGCAUUGCUUAUGUUGGUGUAUGUGCUCUUGCUUCCCGGGAGAUGGUAAUCUCUCUCAGAAAGGUCAAAAGUAAAGAGUUGAAGACGGCCAUUAACAAUCUCGAGCUCUGGUCUCUGAAAAUCAUGGGUCGUUUGUACUACCAUAUGGAACUAGAAACAGCUGAGCAGAAAAUGAUCGAGACUCUAGCCGAGCACGGUGUUUCUGCGAUGGACCUUGUCCCAGCACUCAUGACCACGCAUACCGUCGCAAACCCCGAAUACGACCCUGCUGAAGCUCGAAGAAAGGACGCGGAGAACGCACUUGCCCGACAAAGUGAACCACUUGAUGAAGACUAUGAUAUUACAUCUGCCGGUAACAAUGAAGAAAACACUGGCGCGCAGCCUGUCGCGCCUAAGCAGAAAAUGAACAAUGUUCAUCUCCAAACUACUGCGAAUGUCAUGGAACCUCUGACGCCCACAGUCUCCACAAUGCCUGGGGUCUCUACUUCACUUUCCACAACGGAUGAAAAUGUGAUUUUGGAUAUUCGAUGGACAGUUUUAUGCGAUCUCUUCUUGAUCCUCAUUGCCGAUAGUGUCUACGACUCCCGUUCUCGAGUACUCUUGGAAAACGUCGCUACCAAACUUGGUCUAGGGUGGAUUGAUGUCGUUAAGUUUGAGAAACGUGUCACAGAAGCGCUGGAAAUUCAAGAGGGUAUUGAGCGUCUUGAGCAAACGGAUGUUAUAGAGGGGCGGAGCAAGAGUGCAGCUAAGAAGAGGUACAUGAUGAUGGGAUUAGCUACCCUAGGUGGCGGUUUGGUUAUUGGACUUUCCGCUGGGCUCCUGGCGCCCGUCAUUGGGCUUGGUCUUGGGGCUGCAUUGGGCACAGUAGGAAUCACUGGCACUACAGGUUUCCUUACGGGAGCUGGUGGGGCUGCCUUGAUUACUACAGGGGGUGUUUUAAGUGGUUCUAGUAUCGCCGGUCGUGGGAUGGCUAAACGCACGCGACAAGUGAAGACUUUCAGUCUGCUACCAAUCCACAACAACAAGCGUGUCAAUUGUAUCAUUGCAGUUCCAGGGUAUUUGGCACAUGACAAGGACGAUCCUCGGUUGCCGUUUAGUGUUCUUGACCCUGUCAUAGGCGAUGCUUUCGGUAUCUUGUGGGAGCCCGAGAUGAUGGCUGAGAUGGGCAACGCACUUAAGAUUUUAACUAGCGAGGUAUUGACCCAGGUCGGCCAAACCGUUUUGCAAGCAACAGUAAUGGCAGCUCUGAUGAGUGCCCUUCAAUGGCCACUAAUCCUAACUAAGCUGGGGUACCUCAUUGACAAUCCUUGGUCUAACGCCCUUGAUCGUGCACGCGCGGCUGGCCUCGUGCUUGCUGAUGUGCUCAUCGAGCGCUCCCUCGGGGUUAGGCCGAUCAGUCUCAUAGGGUAUUCUCUGGGCGCUCGCGUGAUAUUCUUUGCUCUUGUCGAACUUUCGCGAAAAAAAGCGUUCGGCAUCGUCCAGGAUGUUUUCUUGCUUGGUGCUACUGUCGCAGCUUCCACCCAACAAUGGUUGCAAGUACGGGGUGCAGUGGCGGGUAGACUCGUCAAUUGUUUUGCUCGGAACGACUGGCUCUUGAACUACUUGUUUCGCGCGACCACCGCUGGCAUUGGGACUGUCGCUGGCCUGCGCCCAGUAGAAAACGUACCUGGUUUGGAAAAUGUUGAUGUGACCGACAAAAUUCUGGGGCAUCUCAGUUAUCGGACAUUCAUUCCUCUUAUUAUGGACCAACUUGGAUUUCCAGUCACAUCAACGUACUUCGAUGAACCAGAGGAACCCGAAAUGGAGGGGGACCGGAUCGUCGUCCGGGAACCACCUCAGCCCGUGGUAUCCCCACCUGUGGCACCUCCGCCUAAGAAGCGAUUCAGCUGGUUUUCGCGAAACAAGAGCACUCCACCUGAAAAAAUUACAACUUCGGGAUUGCAAGAACCCGCUACACGGGCACGCACUGUUUCGACAUCAAUCCCCGAAAAAGAGGAUGAUGACUUGCCUGAAAGAAUCGCUCUGCCUGUAUCUCCUAUGCCUGGGCGUGCCCAAUCCCCUGCUCCGCCGUCUUAUACAUCUGCUCAGUCAGCCUCCAACGUCCCUUCGGAAAAGACUGGUCUUCCUGUUGCACCAGAGUCUCCGACUUCUCCGGAUAUAGCCCCCACUGCGGGCUUCGACUUUAAGGCGAUUGGUGCAGUUCUUGGGAAGCCGGAUCUUGAUCCUACCAAGAUUCGUAUGCCCCAACCAUCCCCAGCAAUGAAAGCCACACUGGCCAUGACUCCGAGAAACGAACCUAUGGAAAUUGGAAGGUCUGAAUCUGCCCCGCCAGCUUCAUCACAGACGCAGAUAAUCGACCUGCCGGAACGAGAAACUACACCGAAACCUAGAGCGCAGACACGAGCCCAAACUGAGUACGGCGCGGAUGUAUUGGGCGCCGGACCCGAUAUCACAACAACUAGGACAAGGGUAUCUGAGCCUGAAGAAGACGAUGGGGAGGAUGUAACCGCCAUGUUCCAGCGUUCGACAUCAUUAGACAGCACCUCAGGACUGGGUCUCAGUUCAGAAGGGCGGUUUGCGGGCGGAUACAUUGGCGACCUUUCAGGACAGGGAGAUGAUUCAGUAUCUAAAGGGUUUGGGUCCCCACGAUUCGCCGAAGAAUCCACCAUCUCGUUUGGGGCCGCCGGUAGUAGCACCUGGUCGCUACCAGCAAAUCCAUUUGCAACACCUUCAACGUCAUCUUUGGCUGGAGGUUUCGGUUCUUCGUCGCCGUUCGGAACGAGCUAUAUCGCUCCCACACCCCCCAACCCUUUCUCGGAAUCAAAUUUGUCUUUUGGGGCCUCGGACGAAAAUGUUACAUCUUGGCCAACACAGCCGACGAAGAAACCAUCCUUACCGUCAAAUCCAUGGGAGACCUGA
Rhizoctonia solani is the source of this 3321-nucleotide messenger RNA. RefSeq lists its product as uncharacterized. NCBI's taxonomy places the organism in Eukaryota, Fungi, Basidiomycota, Agaricomycetes, Cantharellales, Ceratobasidiaceae. The record is from RefSeq and is a predicted model, not a curated record. The transcript has 6 exons. The coding region runs from base 1 to 3321 and encodes 1106 amino acids.